Mauremys reevesii (Reeves's turtle) is the source of this 1297-nucleotide messenger RNA. RefSeq names its product serpin family E member 3 (gene SERPINE3). Bases 1 to 1206 code for a protein of 401 amino acids. The record is from RefSeq and is a predicted model, not a curated record. Gene Ontology annotation, molecular function: serine-type endopeptidase inhibitor activity. The transcript has 8 exons. NCBI's taxonomy places the organism in Eukaryota, Metazoa, Chordata, Testudines, Geoemydidae. Gene Ontology annotation, biological process: negative regulation of endopeptidase activity.
AUGUUGCCCCUUGUCUUCACUGUGCUCGUUCUGUACUCUUGCUUCUUAACCAGUGGAAGCUGUGACCUCUAUGAUGAGCUAAAGGAGUUGAAAACUGAAUUUGACAUCAGUCUCUACCAGCGAUUAGCAGAACCAGAGAACAGAACUAACUUGAUAGUUGCACCAGCAAGUGUGUCUAUUUCUUUGGGGCUACUGCAGUUUGGAGCUCGAGGAAACACCUUUAUGCAGCUGGAAAAUGCUCUUGGGUACAACAUCCAUGAUCCAAAAGUGCAGGACUUCUUGCAUACCGGAUACGAAGAAGUGACCAACUCUAGCCAAGGCCCUGGAGUUCAGCUGGCAUGUGCCCUAUUUGUGCAAGCUGGAGUUCACCUGUCUCCUGACUUCAUUGAACAUACUGCACUCUGGGCAAACAGCAGCCUGCAAAAAAUCAACUUCAGUGAGCCUAACAGCACUGCUGCACCGAUAAAUGAAUGGGUUACCGGUAACACUGAAGGUGGAGAAGCAGACUGCAUACAUCUGGAUACAGUUGGUUCACCACUUACUCAGAUGGCUGUGGUGAGCACCAUGUAUUUCAAAAGCACAUGGCAAAAGAAAUUCUCUUUCACAGAUACUCAGUCCUUGCCUUUUACCACUGCGGAGGGCGUCACCCUGAAAGUGCCCACAAUGUACCACAUGGCUGAAGUCAAUUAUGGUCAGUUCCACACCGCAUCGCUGGAGCGGUUCAGUGUAGCCGAGUUGCCUUAUCUGGGGGAGACAGUCAGCAUGUUUGUGGUGCUCCCCAGUGAUAGGAGGACAUCUCUGACCCAGAUUGAGUCACAUCUCUCAGCUAAAAUCAUCACUGUUUGGGCCAACAGCUUAAAGAGAAUGAAGAUGGAUAUUUUUCUACCUAGAUUCAGAAUUCAAAGUCACUUUGACUUAAAAAUGGUUUUACCUGCCUUGGGAAUUACAGACAUGUUUGAUCCAACUGAGGCUGAUUUUAAAGGAAUUUCAGAGCAAGGCGGGCUUUACAUUUCAGAAGCUAUUCAUAAAGCAAAGAUUGAAGUGACAGAAGAAGGUACGAAAGCAUCAGGAGCUACAGCUAUGGUGCUAUUAAAAAGAUCUCGAACUCCUAUCUUCAAAGCAGACAGACCUUUUCUCUUUUUCCUAAGGCACACCAAUACAGGCUCGGUGCUCUUUAUAGGAAGAGUUACAAAUCCCUCAGAAUAAGUGUGUCCAAUGCACCCUCCCCUUAUUCCUUCUGCAGCCAUCUUUCCUUCAGUGAAACUGAGGUGCACUGUGCAUAUUUAUUAAAAACUGG